AUGGCCGCCGACAAAGAAACCGAGGCCGUGUCUUUCCACGAUGAAACGACCCAGAAAAACCAUACCAACCAUGAACUGGUGGAUAAGGAGGUUGCGAAGUAUACCACCGACACUGCCAUUGAGGUCGACGAGGCGACCAGCAAGAGGCUGAAGAGAAUGAUUGACAAACGUGUUCUUGCGGUUAUGAUGGUCACUUAUUUGAUCCAGACCAUUGAUAAGGGGGCAAUGUCUUUUGCGUCUGUCAUGGGUAUUAUUGAAGACACCAAUCUGCAGGGAAACCAGUAUCAAUGGUUGACGACAGUGGUCUACCUCGCUGUCCUGGUCGUCGAGUUUCCGGAAAACUGGAUUCUGCAGCGCGUGCCCAUUGCCAAGUGGCUGUCACUCAAUAUUUUCCUCUGGGGGAUAUGCAUCACGCUCAUCGCAGCAGCGUCGAAUUUCACUGGUCUCGUCAUACUGCGUACGUUCAUGGGUGUGUUCGAAGCUGUUUGCCAGCCCACGUUCGUGCUGCUGUCCAGCACUUGGUACAAGCGAGAGGAGCAAUCGAGCGUUAUCAACAUCUGGAUCAUGAUGAAUGGGUUGCAGAACAUCCUGGGUGGGCUGAUAGCCUACGGCUUCUCGUUCGUCCCCGUUAACUCCCCACUCAAGUCCUGGCAGGCCCUGUUCAUGACGUACGGGAUCAUAACUGUCAUCUGGGGCGUGUUUGUGGGAAUGUGGAUGCCCGACUCACCGAUGAGGGCAAAGUGCUGGACAGAGGACGACAAGCGACUGAUGAUCGAGCGAGUGCGCCAGAACCAGACUGGGCUGCAAAAUCGAACCUUUCGGCUGGAGCAAGUUCGUGACGCGUUUACUGAUCCUCAGCUAUACGCCCUGGCCAUAAUCCAGAUCUGCACGACGAUUCCAGCCGGUGGCAUUGGAGCGUACGCCAACAUCAUCAUCAAAUCCUUCGGCUACAGCACGCGCGAGACUCAGCUGCUGACCAUGGUCAACGGCGCCGUGACCACCAUAGCCCUGCUCGUCUCUGCAUACCUGGACCGCAAGUACCAGCAAACAAUCUACAUCAUGCUGGCCUCCCUGGUCCCCUCCGUGAUCUGCACCUCAGUCCUCAUCGGCGUCCCCUUCAGCCCAGCCCGCCGCAUCGGACUGCUCAUCGCAUACUGGUCCUUCUACUCCUUCUUCACACUAACUUCGUUGUCUCUUGCCCUCCUCUCCCGCAACGUCGCUGGUCAAACCAAGAAAUCCGUCAUCAUCGCCUCCAACUUCGUCUGCUGGGCCGCAGGGAACUCCAUCGGCCCGCAGGUGUUCCGCGAUAAGGAUGCGCCCCGGUACUACCUCGCAUUUUCAAUCCUGCUCGGAUGUUUCGGAAUCAUGGUGAUAGUCCUCCUUGCGCUGAGAUUCUGGUACGCGGCACACAACCGCCAGCGCGACAACCGAAUUAGGGCUGGCGAGGUGGUGCCUGAUGUGAACUACACCCACGCCUUUGAGGACAUCACGGAUCGCGAGAACCCGCACUUCCGGUACAUCUACUAG
This is a messenger RNA of Aspergillus versicolor CBS 583.65, 1527 nucleotides long. RefSeq lists its product as uncharacterized. The record is from RefSeq and is a predicted model, not a curated record. The coding region runs from base 1 to 1527 and encodes 508 amino acids. NCBI's taxonomy places the organism in Eukaryota, Fungi, Ascomycota, Eurotiomycetes, Eurotiales, Aspergillaceae. Gene Ontology annotation, molecular function: transmembrane transporter activity. Gene Ontology annotation, biological process: transmembrane transport. Gene Ontology annotation, cellular component: membrane. The transcript is spliced from 5 exons.